GUCAGCAUCUCCAGUGGCCAUGUGGGACCCUGCAGCGCCAGCACCGCCGAGGGGAGCGGCGUGGGCAGGGCAGGCUCCUUGCUCGCCCAGCCCAGCCCAGCCUGAUCCCUGAAAUCCGUCCUUCCUCCGGGCACCCUCCCAAAGACAGCCGGACCUUCCCCGGAAACUUCCACGCUAGGAUAUUGUCACCUCCGGUUGAUCAUUCAGCAACAUCUGACACUUCAAAGCCCGGAGCAGCUCUCACCGCUGCAUGGCUGUGCCGUGAAUUGACACAUGAGCCCCCGGGCGCAGCCUUCCUGUGCUCCCCGAGCCAGCGCAUUGCUCACAAUGGAUUUCUGCCGGACCUGGUAGUGCAGCGUGUGCUCAGCAGAGCCUGCUCUAGCCUGAGAGCUGACCGAGGUGAGGCAACCAAGAUGACAAACGAACCAAUUAAAGAGAUCCCAGGCACUCCAAAGCAUCCCGACCCCGGGGCCGUGGAGAAGAGCAACAACAAUGACUGUGUGAUAACCACCAUCCCUCUGGUCAGCGAGUGCCAGCUGACGGCAGCCACAGGGGGAGCAGAGCUCUCCUGUUACCGCUGCACCAUCCCCUUCGGCGUGGUUAUCCUCAUAGCCGGCGUGGUGGUGACUGCCGUGGCAUACAUCUUCAAUUCCCACGGAUCGAUCAUCUCCGUGUUCGGAUUAGUCCUCUUGUCGUCGGGACUCCUUUUGCUGGCUUCCAGUGCAGUCUGCUGGAAAAUCAGGCAGCUAAAGAAGAAAGCAAAGAGGCGAGAGAGCCAGACAGCGCUGGUGGCGCAUCAGCGAACCUUGUUCGGUUAGAGGCACCCGAGGGAGGGCUGGGCAGGAGGCAGGACUUGACUAUUUAUCGCUGGGAGACACUGCAGGCGUUAAUUUAGCUUUGGAAACCAACUGCCAGCAGAAUGGAUUAAGAGAUACUCUUUAAAUUAAUAUCUCUGCAAGUGCUCUGAAAUAUUUUCCUUCCUGCAGCCUUGGGAGUGAUUCUUUCCGAGAGGGAGGAAAAUCCACUUGUCCUCCCCAGGGAGCAGGCUCAUCUUAACUGCAGUCACCCUAACUGCACUCCCCAGCCUGCUGAUCCUGCUGGAAAGGGAGCUUGUGAGAACGAAGGAAAUAAUUGGAACUGACUGGAAAUGCCAGAGAUCUCCUUAAAAUACACACUGUGACGUCUGACCAAGGGAGAAGCCACAGCGUCUGAAGGGACGGCGAGCUCACAGCCUGUGACUUCAACUGGAGCUCCAAACAGACACCCCCACCCCCGCCCCCGACAAAGCAAUAGCAACCAGACCCUCUGCAGAUUGCUCAAUAAGCUGAUUCUUACGUUUUAUGUAACUGUCCCCUCCCAAUACCUGUGGUACUUCACCUCCCCUCCCCCUUCAUUUUUUAAACCAACUAAUAUGGGUUUUGUUUUCCUCUCAGCUAGCAGUAGGUAGCAACCUGUAAGUAAUUCUGUCGUCUAGGCUAAAUAACGAGGGAUGGGUAUAGCUUAAGACAGGGUGAGGCUGGGGUUUGUAACUUGACGUGGUCAGGUUCAGCACUUUUGAUUACUCUGCUAUAAAACCCCCGAGUAAAUGUCAUUAAAAUAACAUCCAGUGCUGCUAGACCUUCCGAAGCCCUGGCGGGGCUUAGCGGUGCCGGGGCGCUUGUGCCGCCAGCUUUGCCUGCUUCUCUUCGUAGAGCAACAUCUGUGACAGGAGCUGGACAGGAGUGCUGCUGAUCCCUGCCUGUGGACUGUGGCUUGCUUAGCAGCUCAGCUCCUGGGAAACCACACAGUCAGUCCUGCAGACACCCAGGCGGUGCUGGGCACAGCUGUGGGUAAUGACUUGUGGAAGCAAAGUCACCUCUGGGGCGUUUGCUUUGGGAUGAUGAGUCGCAGGUGCCAGGCGUCCCCUGCGUGUGUCUGAGGUGUUUGGGGCUGUAACUCUGGUGUUCUGGAGGUCUUCCAGCUUUGCUCAUGUGGUGACUGACUGGGGGGCUGCUCUGAAGCAAGCUAGGACAUUUCUUCUUCAGCUCUAUUAGGAAGGGCAAGUGUUGAGCCAAGUCACAGGCUUCCAGGCCAGUGUGUAUGAGGGUGUCAGAAGGAAGACAAGCUGCAGAGAGGGACUUGUGACAAGGGCUGGUAGUGAUAGGAUGAGAGGGAAUGGAUUGGACCCUGAGGAGGGCAGAUUUAGACUGGAAUCUGGGGAGAAAUGCUUUACAGUGAGUGUGGGGAGACGUUGGAACAGAUUACCCAGGGACAUUGUGGAUGUGCCCUCCCUGGAGGUGUUCAGACCUGGUUGGAUGAAGUCUUGAGCAACCUGGGCUGGUGGAAGGUGUUCCUGACCAUGGCAGGGGGUUGGGACUGGAUGAUCUUUACAGUCCCUUCCAUCCCAAA
Molecule: messenger RNA, 2388 nt
Organism: Pogoniulus pusillus (Red-fronted tinkerbird)
Lineage: Eukaryota; Metazoa; Chordata; Aves; Piciformes; Lybiidae
Gene: TMEM100
Product: transmembrane protein 100
Exons: 3
Coding region: 414-818 (134 amino acids)
Biological process (GO): cellular response to BMP stimulus
Cellular component (GO): plasma membrane
Source: RefSeq, a predicted model, not a curated record